Molecule: messenger RNA, 660 nt
Organism: Ostreobium quekettii
Lineage: Eukaryota; Viridiplantae; Chlorophyta; Ulvophyceae; Bryopsidales; Ostreobiaceae
Source: the annotation of a GenBank genome assembly
AUGGUGGUGCGCUUCGUGGUCACGGGGUUUGGGAGGUUUUCCGGCGUGGCGUCCAACCCCACCGAGUGGCUGGUCGACAACCUGCCGGAGUACACGCGCGGCCGGCAAUCAGGCCCCAACAUCUGCGCCGUGCUGAGGGUGGCUGCCAGCGACGUCGACAAGUGGCUGGAGGCGACCGGGGAGCGGAUCAAGGAGCUGUAUCCCGAGGACGUGGUCGUGUGGCUGCAUCUGGGAGUGGACCCUGGUGGAAAGUGCUUGGCAAUUGAGCAACAAGCCAUCAAUUGUGCCACGUUCAUCAAUCCAGACGAAGAUGGCUGCACUUUCAUCAACCGAUCCAUCGAUGAAUCCAAUGGGCUGUCAACAGACGCGCACUUGUGCACUGACAUAGACGUCAAGUCUCUUUUGGACGAGCUGCAACAACGUGGCUUCAUGGCGACUUGCUCAGAGGACGCUGGACGAUUUGUGUGCAAUUGGAUCUACUUCAAGUCUUUGCGGCAGGCCAUGAUGGCGGGCAACGGCAAAUGGCACUCCCUCUUUAUACACGUGCCCUACUUCAGCCGAGUGCCGGAAAAGGUCCAGAUGGAAUUCGUUUCGACGGUCAUGGAUUCCAUUGCCGAGCAGCUGGCGUCGCGCUGCGAUGUUAGCGAGGUGGCAGCUUGA